Budorcas taxicolor (takin) is the source of this 2956-nucleotide messenger RNA. RefSeq names its product tribbles pseudokinase 2 (gene TRIB2). NCBI's taxonomy places the organism in Eukaryota, Metazoa, Chordata, Mammalia, Artiodactyla, Bovidae. The record is from RefSeq and is a predicted model, not a curated record. Gene Ontology annotation, biological process: positive regulation of proteasomal ubiquitin-dependent protein catabolic process; regulation of MAP kinase activity; protein phosphorylation. The transcript has 3 exons. Gene Ontology annotation, molecular function: protein kinase activity; ATP binding; mitogen-activated protein kinase kinase binding. Gene Ontology annotation, cellular component: nucleus. Bases 1192 to 2223 code for a protein of 343 amino acids.
UCAAAGAAGAAGAGAAGCCGUCAAUUUUCUCCAAAACAACCCCGCCAGGCAGUUUGGGUUGAGGGUAAGGGGUGACGGAGCGGUGGCAAAUUAUUCCAAGGCGCGAUCCAGUGAAAAGAGCGAGAGAGGAGACGGCGUGGGUUGACUGGGCUGGAAGUGCAUCCCUUUCCUGCGCCGGGAGGACCCCCGGAAGCUCGUGUCGGGGACACCGGAGACCAUUGAUCUACCCUCGUCCUUCCUGCGCGCACUUCUCGCUUUCUCCGGAGGCCGAUCCAGAGCGCGAGGGAGCGGCGACGGCAUGAGCCGGUGCUGACCUCCGCCCGGCGGGCCAAGCCCUGGGCUUUGUCGCAUACCUGAGCCCGGCCCGCAACUCCGUGCCCGGCUUUUGCAAUCUUUUGUUGGCAGCGCUGACCGCUCUAAGUUAAAUGCUCCCUUGCUAUUUUUUUUUUUUUUUUUCUUUUUGUCUGUUUGUUUAAAUUUUGGAGAGCUCUAGCGAUCUUGGAAAAGCCUCAGACGCCAUCUACAGUUAAAACGUAGGUAAUUACCCUCUCCGGACCCUCUCCGGCAACCUCCCCCCGCCGCCCGCCUUCCACGCCCCCCACCCUUUCCACCAAAAAAGGGGGUGCAGCGCGGAUUCAGUCUGCGGUGCGGCGCGAGCCGGUACCCGGGCUUGUUUCCUUUUUCUUUUUGUUUGGUUUCUAACGCGCCGAGACCAAGCGGCGGCCGUGUGCGCUCCCCGAAGACUGCACAAACUACAGCGAGGCUCCUCCGCCCCGUCUGCUUCGGGAGCCUGCGUGGGGACUGCUUCGGGAACCCCAGAGCUGCAGCUCCUCACCUUAGCAAUCCGGUUACAAGUCCCGAUCCACGUUGCAAAAGGAGCGAGCGAGAGAGAGAAACUAAAAGUGCGAAGAUUCUGCAAGUCGCUGGUGGCUUUGGGGGUAACAAAAGGACCCGAGUUGCCGCCGACCGAGGACCCCCCCCCCCCCGGGAGUCGGGCUCGGAGCAGACGAGGUGCCCGGCGGCUGCCGUUUGGUGGGUGCUUCUAACUCUUUCUCCACGUAGCCCCCUUCCCGUCCCUCCCCUCUCGAUCCCUUUUAACAUCCGUGGCACGGAGGCGCCUGCAGCCGCACUCGCCCGCGACUCAUCUCUCCAGCGGUUUUUUUUUGUUUGUCGAGUGCGAUCCCCACACUCAUGAACAUACACAGGUCUACCCCCAUCACAAUAGCAAGAUAUGGGAGAUCGCGGAACAAAACCCAGGAUUUCGAGGAGUUGUCGUCUAUAAGGUCUGCCGAACCCAGCCAGAGUUUCAGCCCGAACCUCGGCUCCCCGAGCCCGCCUGAGACUCCGAACUUGUCGCAUUGCGUUUCUUGCAUUGGGAAAUACUUAUUGUUGGAACCCCUGGAGGGAGACCACGUUUUUCGGGCCGUGCAUCUGCACAGUGGAGAGGAGCUGGUGUGCAAGGUGUUUGAUAUCAGCUGCUACCAGGAGUCCCUGGCCCCCUGCUUUUGCCUGUCUGCCCACAGCAACAUCAACCAAAUCACCGAAAUUAUCCUGGGGGAGACCAAAGCCUAUGUGUUCUUUGAGCGGAGCUAUGGGGACAUGCAUUCCUUCGUCCGUACCUGCAAGAAGCUGAGGGAGGAGGAGGCGGCCAGGCUCUUCUACCAGAUUGCCUCGGCCGUGGCCCACUGCCACGACGGGGGGCUGGUGCUCCGGGACCUCAAGCUGCGGAAAUUCAUCUUUAAGGACGAAGAAAGGACUCGGGUCAAGCUGGAAAGCCUGGAAGACGCCUAUAUUCUGCGGGGAGAUGACGACUCACUCUCCGACAAGCACGGCUGCCCAGCGUAUGUCAGCCCGGAGAUCUUGAACACCAAUGGCAGCUACUCGGGCAAAGCAGCUGACGUGUGGAGCCUGGGAGUGAUGCUCUACACCAUGCUGGUUGGGCGGUACCCUUUCCAUGACAUUGAGCCCAGUUCCCUCUUCAGCAAGAUCCGGCGUGGCCAGUUCAACAUUCCAGAGACUCUGUCGCCCAAGGCCAAGUGCCUCAUCCGGAGCAUCCUGCGGCGGGAGCCCUCGGAGCGGCUGACCUCCCAGGAGAUUCUGGACCAUCCUUGGUUUUCUACAGAUUUUAGCGUCUCGAAUUCAGGAUAUGGUGCUAAGGAAGUGUCUGAUCAGCUGGUGCCGGAUGUCAACAUGGAGGAGACCUUGGACCCUUUCUUUAACUGAGCUCAUGCCCCACGGGGACUUAGCAGGUACCAGAAGCGAGAGAGAGGGCAGCGGAGAGGAGUUCUUCCAGGGAACACGUAUCGCCUGGCUUGGUAGCAGGAGGGACACGGACACUCAGGCUUCUUGGUUCAAAGAAGGAAAACCAUCAAGGAGCUGACUGAACAUGUAGCAUGGGGGCCAGAGAUGCGGGAUGGAGGCGGGCUCCAGGGUCCUGUCGGGCGGGCAGGAGUCCCCUGGAGCUUCUCUCGCCCGACGGAACCCCCCCCCCCCCACCUCGGGAGACCACCCCUGUCAGCUGGGCUGCUUCCGCCUAUCCCCCUUUCCAUUUUGUUCCAAAUAGUUGCAAAUCUUGAUAGAAUCAAAACUCUGCCUCAAACACACAUCUUGGCAUCGCACUGUUAGCAUUUAACUUCUUGUCAUGAUUCAGGGAAGGUACCAUUGGCCAAGGGUUUUUUGUUUUUUAUUUUCUUUUUAAACAAGCCAGCCACCUAUCUGAUAAUUCACGGGGUUCAUUAAAAAAAAAUUCGGUGCACACAGACUGAUGUGAAACCUGGGUGCUAAAACUAAAAGAAAAUAAAAGUCCAGUUUGUGUCUCCUAAUUGCGCUCUUCAACUCAUUUCUUCUAAAUAAACUAUUGAAUAUCCUGGUCAGGAAAUGACACAUUUAGUGCUUUGCUCCCUGAAGUGGGGGGAAAAAAUCAAAUCAAAUACUGUCCUUUAACCCAGUAUUCUGU